Messenger RNA from Lagopus leucura (white-tailed ptarmigan), 4436 nucleotides. RefSeq names its product EGF like, fibronectin type III and laminin G domains (gene EGFLAM). The transcript is spliced from 19 exons. Gene Ontology annotation, molecular function: protein binding; calcium ion binding. Bases 22 to 2580 code for a protein of 852 amino acids. The record is from RefSeq and is a predicted model, not a curated record. Lineage: Eukaryota; Metazoa; Chordata; Aves; Galliformes; Phasianidae.
CGGCGGGGGAACGUGGAGCACAUGGAGGUGCCGGGCCGCUGUCGCCUUGCCUCGCUGCUGCUGCUGCUGGCUUCGUGCAUCGGCUGCACGGCCGCGCCGCGGAGGAGCAUCCCCCGGCGGCAAGCAGAUAGACUGGGACCUCCUCUAGACAUACUGCUGGAUUCGCUGAACUGCACAGCUUUCAGUGUGCAAUGGAGGAUGCCAAAGCAGCACGCAAGCACCAUCACAGGAUAUACAGUCUUCUACUCAGAGGUUGAAGGUGACAAAGCAGUUAAGCAGCUCUCACACGACGUUCCCCUGAGCCUGGAUAUGCUGAGCAUGGGUCAACUUGAAGGACAAGCAAUUUUUGAAGUUGUUAUUGGAGAUUUGAAACCUGGUACCCCACAUCGCGUUAGUGUUGGAGCCUAUGGCUGGGCAGGGAAGGGACGACCCAGCAUGCCCAGAGAUGUCACAACCUUAUCCCAAGAUAACUGCAUGCCCCCUGCACCACCCUAUCAGCCCCAGAUUGUUGUUGUUUCUGAUUCAGAAGUUGCAUUAUCCUGGAAACCUGGGGCCAAUGAAGGAAGCUCUCCCAUACAAUACUACAUGGUGGAGUUUAUCAGGCCAGACCUUGACAGCAAUUGGACGGUAAUAAGAGAGCAGAUCCAGAUGGAAUCUAUGGUGCUCAAGGGACUUCUCCCAAAUACCAAGUACCAGUUCGCAGUGCGAGCAGCAAACUCCUAUGGAUCCAGCCCUGCCAGCACGCCGAGCGAUGUGGUCCGAACGUUCAGUUCUGAAGAGUUAGGAAGUGGAAGUUAUGGACAUCGUUAUAUCACAGAAACAGUCACUGGUGAUGAUGAUGGAUUUGAUGUGGAUGACUCAGACUAUGACAUUUACAUAGAAGAGCUCAGACCACUUCCUGCUAUCAAAGGAGGCAACAGAAAAUUUCUGGUUGAAACUAAGGUCACGCCAGGGUCUAGCUCCAGGCUGUUGUCACGGGUCCUUACAACCACUUCGGAGCCCACCACUUCCACUCCCACCACCACACAACCUUCCACCACGGCCAGGGUUACAACAGCCAGGGCCACAAGAAGGGGCAGCAUGUCCUCUGCCCCACGCCUCUUUGAUCUUUCCUGCGAUGAGACCAUCUGUUCUGCAGACAGCUUUUGUGUCAAUGACUAUGACCGAGGAGGCUCACGUUGCCAUUGCAACUUGGGGAAAGGAGGGGAGAUGUGCACAGAAGAUAUUACUAUUCAGUAUCCUCAGUUCUAUGGCUACUCAUAUAUUACAUUUGAACCACUGAAAAACUCCUAUCAGACGUUUCAAAUUACUCUUGAAUUCAGGGCUGAAUCAGAAGAUGGUUUGCUACUCUAUUGUGGGGAAAAUGAACAUGGCCGUGGUGAUUUUAUGUCACUGGCAAUCAUCCGACGGAGUGUCCAGUUCAGGUAUAACUGCGGCACUGGAGUUGCAGUCAUAACAAGUGAAAACAAAAUCAAACUGGGGAACUGGCACAGUGUCACACUCUUCAGAGAUGGGCUGAAUGGCUGGCUCAGGAUGGAUAAUGAUGCUCCAGUCACGGGAAAGUCUCAGGGCCAAUAUAGUAAAAUUACCUUCCGGACUCCCUUCUAUGUUGGCGGUGCCCCCAGUGUGUAUUGGCUGGUCAGAGCUGCAGGCACCAACCGUGGAUUUCAGGGCUGUGUUCAGUUUCUCAGCAUUAAUGGGAAAAUGAUUGAUAUGAGACCCUGGCCUUUGGGGAAAGCACUCAGUGGUGCUGAUGUAGGUGAGUGCAGCAGUGGAAUCUGUGACGAGGCAUCCUGCAUCAACAGCGGUACCUGCACUGCAAGCAAGGCAGACUCGUACAUUUGCCUUUGCCCUCUUGGAUUUAAAGGUCACCACUGUGAAGAAGCACUCACCCUGGCCAUACCUCAGUUCAAUGAAUCCUUAAGAUCGUUUGCUAGCACACCCUGGCCCUUGGAACCACAGAACUAUCUUUCCUUCAUGGAGUUUGAGAUGACAUUUCGUCCAGAUUUAGAGACUGGUGUCCUUUUGUACAGCUAUGACACAAACAGCAAAGACUUCCUCUCUAUCAAUAUGGUGGCUGGUUACGUGGAGUUCAGAUUUGAUUGCGGCUCAGGAACGGCUGUCAUCAGGAGUGAAGAACCUGUCAGUCUGGGUCAAUGGCAUGAGCUGCGAGUGUCUCGCACUGCGAAGAAUGGUAUCCUACAAGUGGACAAACAAAAGCCAGUAGAAGGCAUGGCAGAGGGCGCUUUCACACAGAUUAAGUGCAGCUCUGAGAUAUUUCUUGGUGGAGUCCCCAGUUACGAUACGGUGAAGAAGAACUCUGGGAUCCUCAGACCCUUCACUGGGAGCAUUCAAAAGAUUAUCUUGAAUGACCGAACAAUUGAUGUGAAACAGGAUUUCACUUUUGGAGUCAACCUAGUAAAUGCUGCCCACCCCUGUGUGGGCUCUCCAUGUGCAAAUGGAGGCAGCUGUGUUCCCAAGAAAGACAGCUAUGAAUGUGACUGUCCCCUGGGAUUUGAUGGACAGCAUUGCCAGAAAGAGUGUGGAAAUUACUGCCUCAACAGUAAGUACUGCAAAUGAUACGAAAACUUCUCUGUCAUUAUGUGCCUGUGUCUGCUUUAGCAAGCUGAAUGCCGGAUUGCCAUUAAGUCUGGCAAUUUUCUGUCAAUAAGCCAAAACAUUUUCUAGCAUUAUACUGUACUUCCUUCAGCCUUGUCCUGUUGACAUUUGAAACUGUAUCCAGAGCACCUGCCGAGUACAGUGUGGUGGCUGCAGAGCUGGUCCCUGCAUUUGCAAAGCAGUAGAGGCAGCAGGUGCUUUGCAGCUCUAGGUGCUCCCUCAUGCUGCGCUGUAGUUGUUCAGACUUCACCCCUGCUUGAGAGCUCCGGUGCCAACCAACAGCAUAGUGAUGAGCUGGGAGUGAGGGUGUUUGUUAUGACAUCUUGUUCAUCCUACUCUCUUCCAUUUGCAAAGAUCUUGCAUGUAUCAAAGUACUGCUUAACUUCACACGUUUUUCUGCAGUUACAUACUGUGCAACAGGUGAAGAGAAUAGUGAAGAGUAAGAAGAGAUAAACAUCCACAAGGCUUUUCUCUGUAGAGGAAACCCGAGUGAGGUCAAGGGCUGUGCAUGGCACUAGCCCCUUCUCCUGCUGAAGGCAGAAGCAGCAAGGCGGUAGGACCAGCACAGAAUAGAGUAGAGGGAGAAGGGCUCCUGACACCCUUUGCAAUCUUCCAGUAUGGUCAGAGGCUGUCCAGUGCAGAAAGACCAAGUGGGCAGCAUCUGAAUGUGCAUAACACAUUUCUCAUGUCUUCCAACAGUUCUGGCAGGCUGCAGGCUGUAGCGGUUUCUUUAGACACAUUAGGCAGCUUUCCUGAUUUCGCUAAGGAUGGAAACAGACAUUUGUCACUACCUAAAAUUCUCACCCUUUGCAACCAAGAGCUCAAUUUUUUAUUGCUGUUGUUGGCUGCCAGACUACAGCAAUUGCUUUGUGUCACAGUGAACUUUUAAAGCCCAGCCAGACUCAGUUUUGUACAAAGAGAGUGUGCAUCCAUGCUCUGAAAAGUGAGCAAUUUAUAUGGAUGGGAUUAGGAAUGGAUUGAGGGGAUUAGUUCUCAAGAGGAAAAUAGGAUGAAGUUAGCUAUUUUAUUGAUUUUAUGAAAUUGGUUUAUAUUUAUGCAACAGGCAGUCACGAGAGCUCAGCAGCUAGCUAUAGGCUGCUCACUCAAAAUAAAGUCUCCUCAAGGCAGUGCUCACACUUGCCGCACACUCUGUGUCAUGGAUGUUCAAGGAUUUGCAUCACAAAUCAAAGUUUUCCCAAUGGGAAGCUCCAUCUCCAGCACUGGUUAUGGUGCAUGCUGACCUUGCAGCAAGGACUGGGACUGCACAACACAGCUGUGCUAUGGGCUGUCUCUGGUGAGGUGUUGUGGGAGCAUCAGUGAGCAACACAUACUCACCCCUCCUGGACAGCACUGCUGUGCAUGAUGAUUGCAUCAGUUGAGAGGCUUUGUGCAUUCUGUCAGCAGCCUUUGGAAUAGUGUCAUUUGCUUUCAGGAGGCAUAAAAUGAUGAAAGGCAGCUUGGAUGUCCUCCCAGAACUAUCCUUUAUCUGCGCUGCUGUUAGAGGUGCUAGGGCCACCGUGGAGGAAUGUCAUAACAGGGAGUGAAAAAAAAACUGCCACAUUUUCCCAGUACUUCAUCUUUUCCUACAGUGAUGUUUAUGGUGGAGUAAUACAUUAGGCCCUUGGCAUGAAGUCAAUACUUUGACCUGCGUCAGCUACUACCCUUGCAUUUACAUAGAAACUAGCAGUGCCUUUUUGGAAGCCAUUGUGAGCAAGUUCAACUGGGUUCUGGGCCACCUGUUGAUGUGGAAGUAAGUCAACAAAACAGUCUCUCGUUCCUUCCUUUCGACAGCUAACAUGCAUCUUAUUUUUAAUACA